AUGAAUCAGCACCUUCUCACCAUCACCAUUGACCUCUUACUAUCCAUACCACCACACCUAUCAUCGUUCAGUCCUCUCAAACUGGACAUCUCAUCUACCAUCACCACUCUCGUCCAAUUCCUUGCAUUCUUUGCCAUCAUCCAAUAUCUUCAGACUGAGCUUGUCAGCGACAUUGUUUACCUUCACCGUGUCUACAUCCCAACAGCACUCAGAAGAGUGGGUGUCAGAAGUGGACCGCAGAGACCAAAGAAAAUUCCUCGCAGCCCUCAACAAGCCACUCCCCGUCCUCCCCGUCCCUACCGAAGUCCGUACCCCAGACAUGGAAGGAUCGGUAGAACAGAUCACUGA
Molecule: messenger RNA, 348 nt
Organism: Serpula lacrymans var. lacrymans S7.9
Lineage: Eukaryota; Fungi; Basidiomycota; Agaricomycetes; Boletales; Serpulaceae
Exons: 1
Coding region: 1-348 (115 amino acids)
Source: RefSeq, a predicted model, not a curated record